Messenger RNA from Python bivittatus (Burmese python), 5041 nucleotides. Lineage: Eukaryota; Metazoa; Chordata; Lepidosauria; Squamata; Pythonidae. The record is from RefSeq and is a predicted model, not a curated record.
UGGUCCUGACAGUGUUCCCUCUCUUUGGAGAAAGUGAAGCGAAGAAGGAAGCAAAGGAAAAGUUAUACUAAUCGGGUGACAGAAGGGUUAACAAAGAUCAAGAGCCUGCGUUUCCCACAGCCAAUAUGAUGCGUUUGGUGGUCCUCCUUUCAUUCUUCGUCAUCUUCCGGCUAUUCUUGGACCUGCCUUGGAUUCAGGUGGUUCCAGCUCUCUUGAUCUUCUACUUGGGCUCCGGUGGGUGGAAGUUCCUCCGCAUCUUCGUCAAGACCAUCAAACGGGAUGCUACGACCGCAGUGUGCGUCCUGUCGACCCGCAUGAAGCUCUGGUGGUACGUGAAACGCCGCUGGACCAUCCCCAAGAUCUUCCAGCGGACGGUGGAGAGGCAUCCGGAGAAGGCGGCCCUCAUCUUCCAAGGCACGGGAGAGACGUGGACCUUCCGCCACCUGGACGAAUACUCCAACCAGGUGGCCAACUUCUUCCACGAACAAGGCUUCCGCUCGGGGGACGUCGUCGCCCUCUUCAUGGAAUCGUGCAACCGCUAUGUCGGCCUCUGGCUCGGACUGGCCAAGAUCGGGGUCGAGGCGGCGCUGCUGAACUCCAACGUGCGGCAGGAGUCCCUGAUCCACUGCGUCAAAAUCGCCCAUGCGAAGGCGAUGGUGUUUGGAGGCGAGCUGGCCGAAGCCCUGCGGGAAGCGCAGCCCUUCCUGGAGAAAUCCAUCCGCCUCUUCUGCUCCGGUGACCAGCAAGCCGCCAGCUCCCUGCCAGGGGUGGAAGAUCUCGACUCUCUGGUGGAGAAGGCACCGCGCCAGCCGCCCAGUCCACCGGACAAAGGAUUCCUAGAUAAACUCUUCUACAUUUACACUUCCGGCACAACGGGGCUGCCCAAGGCGGCGAUCAUCCUCCAUAGCAGGUAUUUCCGGAUGGCGACCCUGGUCUACAGUGGCUUUUGUAUGAGGCCUGACGAUGUGGUUUACAACAGCCUCCCUCUCUACCACGCGGCAGGGAAUAUUGUCGGGGUCGGCCAGUGCCUCCUGCACGGAAUGACGGUGGUGAUCCGGAAGAAGUUUUCAGCGUCUCAGUUUUGGGAUGAUUGUGUCAAGUAUAAUUGUACGAUUGUACAGUACAUUGGAGAGAUUUGCCGGUACUUGCUGAACCAGCCAUCGAAAGAGGUGGAGCGUCAACACCGGGUUCGGAUGGCCUUGGGGAACGGCCUGCGGGCGUCCAUUUGGAAGGAAUUCACAGAACGCUUUGGCAUUCCCCAGAUUGCUGAGUUUUACGGCUCCACUGAGUGCAAUUGCAGCGUUGGGAACUUUGACAACAAGCUUGGGGCUUGUGGGUUCAACAGCAGAAUCCUUCCAAAUGUUUACCCCGUCAAGCUGGUCCAAGUCAACGAAGACACCAUGGAGCUGAUCCGGGGACCAGAUGGGCUCUGCAUUCGGUGCAAACCAGGGGAACCGGGUCAGCUAGUGGGGCGCAUCGUCCAAACGGAUCCAUUGCAGCGUUUCGACGGCUACUUGAACCACGAGGCCAACAGUAAGAAGAUUGCCCGAGAUGUCUUCACCAAAGGCGACUCUGCCUACCUCUCAGGUGAUGUCCUCAUCAUGGACGAACUGGGCUACCUGUAUUUCCGAGAUCGCACCGGAGACACCUUCCGCUGGAAAGGCGAGAACGUCUCUACGAUGGAAGUAGAAGGGACCCUCAGCCGGAUCCUCAACAUGACGGACGUCGUGGUGUAUGGAGUGGCGGUGCCAGGCACCGAAGGGAAAGCUGGAAUGGCUGCCGUGGUGGACGAGGAGCACUUGUGCGACUUGGAGAGGUUUGCUGCAGACAUGAAGAAAGCCCUCCCCGCCUACGCACGCCCGGUUUUCCUGCGGCUGCUGAAGGAAGUCCACAAGACAAGCACCUUCAAGUUCCAGAAAAUGGAUCUGCGCAAGGAAGGGUACGAUCCCAGGGUGGUGAAAGACAAACUGUUUUACCUGGAGCCUCGAGAAGGCCGGUAUUUCCCGUUAGACGAAGAGGUCUUCGAAAAGAUCCAGUCGGGACAGGCAAAGCUGUAACAGGGAACUCAAAAGAACCCUUUUCCUCCUCGAAAACCCCCAUCCCGUCCUUCGGUGUAAGGACUGGGAUUACGAGAGGCGUCGGAGAGCCGGAAACAGUCCAGCCACGUUCUUUGUUCUGGUUCCUGGCCUCGUGUCGCCAAUCGCCUCCCGACGUGAUGCCAGGCUAGGGGAAAAGUUAGGGUGAGGGGUUUCAGAAGAAGGCACAGCAAAUCUUAACCCGGUUUUUAUUUGACCACGUCUUUCCAGCCGCGUGGAUGGUUUUCUGUAGCGUUGGGUUUACCAAAGCACAGAUAUAAUCACAUGGCUUUAUUUUCUCCUUUGCGAACUGGUGGAUCUCUUGGCAGGUUCAACACGGAUGAACGUUCUUCGUCGCUUAGCCGAAACUCCAAAGCCCAUCAUCCUCCCUGUUUCGGGAGAGGGGGCUUCCUCCCCGCAAGGCAAGAGCCGCAGUGUUGUGAAAUACCUCUAGGAGGCACCCUCGCGCUGUCUUUCUCUGCUCUUCGGACAGCUGAAUUAGGGCCCUUUUAUUUAUUUCUGGAGGUGGGAAGAGACGGCUUCCGAACUUCUCUUCCUCUUCUUGUUUUUAUUGGCUGCUAAGAUGCUGUCGCUCACUUGCAAAGGGCCAAAGAGCCAGCUCGGAUGUUGAAGACGCUCCACAACUCUGCAUUUUUUCGGGAAUGCAAUUUUUUUUUUUUACUUUUCUCAUCAGCCUUUUAUUUCUACGGGCGUAUUUUCUUAAUUGGCGGCAGGGAUUUGCCUUCAAAAGGCAGACUCGUGGCACAUUUCUGGUCACAUCCAAGGAGCAAGCAGACCUCUUUUUUUCAGUCUAAGGCAACACACAACACACGCACAUACGCAACCCAGUUGCCCUGCGGUUUGGCUUCUAAGGCACAAACCGAUGGGCUUAUUCCUGUUCUUCCACCUUUGGAACAACAGGGAGGGCUUUAAAAAAAAAAUCAGAAGCAAGAAGCCAUGAUGGGCAAUCUGUGCCCUGAGCAAUUGGGUACCCAUCAAAGCCUUGGCCCCUUCCAAGCGUUCCUCGGUGGUAUUCAUGCCCAGCUGGUUUUCAGAAGGGUGAGAUCCAUGACCUGUUUCUCGGUCCUGCUCUUAAGCGAUUUGGAAGAAAAAAGACUCCUCGUAAGGCACGUGUUGUGAACCUGUAGAAGCAACACAUAAAGUGAAUGGAGUCAAUAUCUCCCUUGCGUGGCCCCCUUGGAGAAACCCAUUGGUGUGCUGGCAGCAUGACGCACGUGGGGAGAGGGGUAGGAUGCUACUGGAUUCUCGCACGUGCUCUGAUUAACACCCACCUCCUAGGAGGAAAGUCCAGCUCAGACUAGGUUUUCAGUUGGAGCUUCGAGAACAAGAAGGCUCCUCUGAGGCUUCUGGUCGCCGGGGAAAGAUGGUUCCAGUUUGGGGACAAAGAGGCUUGGAUGUGCUGUUCGUUGGGGUCUUUCUUUCGGGACUGCGGCGUCAACCUGAGGCUGGAAAGUAACAUGCAGGUGUUCUCUGUCCCUCUCCCUUAACACCAGCCCACUGGGGUUUCUGUUGCGUGGCAAGAUGCAAGUUGCCCCUGUAUGUUGCGGGGGGCUGAUACGGCCCAGGAAGAGGGGCCACAGAUCCUGAUCUUGUCCAGAAAAAUGUCUGCCCAAAAUAUUUUGCUGGUGCAAGUUGAAUGUGUGAUGAAAGCUUCCGUCUCUGUCCCAUCUUUGCACUUUGCUCUUUAUUCAUUUUACUUUUAGCCUCCUGACCUGCUUGCUCUUCAGGGGGGUCCAUGCAAGAUCACUUCCUGUUGCCCCCCGGACCAGAUCUAUUCGUCUUCCUCCUGGCUUUGCUGUAAGGGCGGCCAGGAUCCAACACCCAUCAUCCUUGCCUUGCCUCAAACUUGAGUGGUGCCCGGAGCAGCAAAAAGGCCAUUCGGGCAGCCUUUCCGCAACUUGGCCCUCUUGGUGCUGGACCACGACUACCAUCAUCUCCAGCCACCGUGCCUGUUUGAGGAGGAUUGGGGCUGUAGUCCAAUGUAUAUGGGAGGAGGAGUUCUUCCAGCUUUGCCUCGGUCUGUUGGUGUGGUUCUUCUGAGCCCCCCCCCCCUUUUAUGCCACUGAGUUCAGGACCACAUCCUGGAGCUGCAUGGAAACUGAAGGUGCCACUCUUAUUUUUCAUCGGCCGUUUCAGAAAGUUCCGGGACUGGUGGCUUUUUGUACAGAAACCUGCCAUUUUUUAAACAAAUGCAACUAGGCCCCUCUAACGCUCACACGGGGGAGACUCAGAGCCAUUGCACAGUGACAGAGCAUGCACCUUGCAUGGAGAAUGCCACAGGUACGAUGCAUCUGGAAACAGAUGAUGUCUACUCAAGUCCCUGCUAAACCCAUGUUGGUCGCUCCUGAUGUCCGUAUAAUUUAGAGGCGUCUGCAGAACCACAGGUUCCCAAAUGAAAUGGAUAAAGAUAAUUAGACAUACGGAAACCAGAUUCUAAGCUGCUGAAACUGUAGGUCUUCCCUGUAUGUUACACCAGCUUACGAUGUUCCUGGAAACUUGCCUGCAAAGUCAGCAGGGACCUUAAGAAUCCCUUUCCAACCCAGCUCCUGUGAAACUGAAUUUCCCACAAUGCCUAGCCCCGGUGCAUUGUGGGCUGUGUGAUGGACACAGAAACACCUCCCUUGCUAAGGAUCCAUUGUGUCUUUCUCCCCCCGCCCCCCCCGCAAAAGAGGCAGUAAUGGCUUUGGAGGACCUGCUUUGCGCCGAUGACGCUGCUGUCUUUCAACGUUAAUUUGUGUGUUAUGUGUUGGUUAUUUUUUUGUUUUCAAUGGGUGCUGCUUCAGCAUCUACUCAGGGAAUGUGGGCUCAGGAGGGGCGCGUCUGGAGAGAGUUGCAUUUGAAACACCCAUCCCUUUGGCCCAGACCUCAAUUCAGGCUUGUCAAUUCUGCACUGGAACGUGGGAAGAAAGUGGAAUCUUCCCGUCCAAUAAAAGAAGAUUUCGAUU